Molecule: messenger RNA, 2158 nt
Organism: Glossina fuscipes
Lineage: Eukaryota; Metazoa; Arthropoda; Insecta; Diptera; Glossinidae
Gene: Kua
Product: plasmanylethanolamine desaturase
Exons: 6
Coding region: 374-1225 (283 amino acids)
Molecular function (GO): oxidoreductase activity
Source: RefSeq, a predicted model, not a curated record
AACAUUAAAUCACGUGUAUAUUGUGUUGGCUUAAAAAGGCUUUUGCCAUUAAUUGAUUAACAAAGUCAAUUCUUUGAAUAAUUAAAAGCGUAGAGAAAGAAGAGAGAGAACAAAGAAAAAAUUAUCCCUUAGAAUAAGUUUAGAAAGUUAAUUUUUCCAUAAAUUUCAUUUCGUAUUAAUUUUAAUCAAUAACCAAAAAAAUAAAAAAAAAAAAGUAGAGAGAAAGAAACUUUAAUGGAAGCUACAAUAAAACUAUAGUUCACGGUUCACUUGAAAUAAUUACUCAUGAAUUAAAAUCUGUCACACACGCAUACACGCGCACAUUGGUGCCGUCUAACGGUUGUCACGCCUUGCCGCCUUCAAAUUUUUAAAGAUGCCCUUGAAGAGUGAUCGGGAAAUUUUGGAAAAUUCAAUGCAUGAAGAUGAUCCGAACUGUAAUUCAUCAUUACAACCGGGUUUUAUAGAGAAAACGGCUCCCCGUUGGGGUCCCCAGAAUAAAGGUGCUCAAGAACUCGCGAAUCUUUAUAGCCCCGGAAAACGUGCUCAGGAAUUAAUUUGUGUUUACACCUGCAUUGCAUUAAUGAUUAUUGACUUUAUUUUAAUUUUGAAACAUUUACGUUUCGAUCGAAUAUGCGUCACUUUUGUGUCAGCAUUUUUUGGUAUCAUAACGGCGGAUUUUGGUUCCGGUCUCGCUCAUUGGGCUGCUGAUACGUGGGGCUCAAUAGACUUGCCCGUUUUAGGGAAGCAUUUUUUACGCCCAUUUCGUGAACAUCAUUUGGAUCCAACUUCAAUAACGCGUCAUGAUUUCAUUGAAACAAACGGUGAUAAUUUUAUGGUCAGUAUACCGAUGUUAGGUUUUCUGGCCUAUAAUUUUAAUACAAAAUCGUAUAGCGACAUACAACAAGACUUUGGAUGGAUUUCAUAUUUAUUCUUACUCUCAAUAUUUGUGGCAAUGACCAACCAGAUUCAUAAAUGGUCACAUACUUACUGGGGCUUACCGAAAUGGGUGCUUUUGCUGCAAAGUUACCAUAUCAUUUUGCCCCGCAAACAUCAUCGCAUUCAUCACGUUGCACCGCAUGAAACAUAUUUUUGCAUUACAACGGGCUGGUUGAAUUGGCCAUUGGAAAAAUUCAGAUUUUGGUCAACGUUAGAGUGCCUUAUUGAAUAUAUGACAGGAUUAAAACCACGAGAUGAUGACCUUAAGUGGGCUAAAAAAAUGACGUAAUUGUUUAUAUGUUAACAUCUGGACCAAUCUUCAACUUUUAACCAUUAACACACUUGCUUGUACGUAAAACCCACACACAUACACAUAAAACAAUUUUGACAGUAAACGAAUUGCACUUGCAAAAAGAAUAAUAUAUUCUUUUAACAUGUAUAAGUUGUUGUCCACAUGGCUGAAUGUACAAAAUAAUAAUGACAGUAAAGAGAUGACGACUUACACAAUCCCAUAAACCGCUUACGGUUAUUUAUUAAUGUUGUUAAUUCAAUUUUCAAGAAAAGCAAAUCAGAAGAAAAUAUUUUAUAAACUUUCAUUUUAAAGAAGCGAUUUUUCUUUUUUUAAUUAUUUUUAGACAUAGUUCACUUUUGGUUUGAUCCAUGAACACGGUUUGCCUUUUCAUUUUAUUAUAUUUUGUGAAGCAGAAAAACUUUCUAGAUCUUAACAAAAUUUCUUAUUAUUGAAAAGUAACUUGCGAAAUGGAAGUUAAUCCACGCAUAAGAGAUUCGAGUACUUUAGUUGAUCUGUUCUCAAUGAAAUUGAAUUAAUUUAAAAACAAAUUUUACCAAAUAAUUUAAUUGUAUCCUUUUGAUACUCUAUACCUUUGUGAUUUUCAGUUUUAGAAGUACAAAUAAGAUGUUUUGAUAUCAAAUUGUACAAUUCCAGGUGAAUCCUCUCUGAGGAACGGGUUGAUUGUGGCAUUGGGACGGUGUUGUAUUGUUCGCCAAUAGCUUUUAAAAAAUCAAUUUUAAAAAAUAUUUUUCGAUCACACUUUUUCACAAAAAUAAAGGUUGUGGAAAUGUUGUCAUCAACUAAUUUAAAACGAAAAAUCUGCCUUGAAAUAUCAAAACUACUAAUAUUUUCUUUUAUACCACAUGGCGAUGUUAAGAGAAAUUAUAAGUAAUAGCUUUAAAGUUUAUAUAUAAUUAAUUACUAAAAAAA